Messenger RNA from Salvelinus fontinalis (brook trout), 10982 nucleotides. RefSeq names its product ERC protein 2-like. Lineage: Eukaryota; Metazoa; Chordata; Actinopteri; Salmoniformes; Salmonidae. Gene Ontology annotation, molecular function: structural constituent of presynaptic active zone. Bases 270 to 3986 code for a protein of 1238 amino acids. Gene Ontology annotation, cellular component: cytoskeleton of presynaptic active zone. The record is from RefSeq and is a predicted model, not a curated record. The transcript has 23 exons. Gene Ontology annotation, biological process: neuromuscular synaptic transmission; maintenance of presynaptic active zone structure; regulation of synaptic plasticity.
GCGAGAGAGAGCGCGUGUCCGCUGCCCAAUGACAGCGCAGGAUGCUAGACUGGUGUGAAUGGAGUUGCUGUCUCUGAAAGGUGAUGGAGAGGAAUUAACUGUAGAAAAAGAUCUGUCGACGUUGAGGCCCUCCACCCACACAGGCAUGCAGUGAGCCACCUAUGUGUCUCACAGAGAGAGGUUACACUGUGAUCGUUGCAGCGCGCCCCUGGUAAGGACCCUGUGGCGUGCGUCCGGCCAGCCCAGGCCACACCUCCCUCACCCAGGACAUGUACGGCAGUGCCCGAGCAGUAGGCCACAUCGAGAGCAGCCCUGCACGGUCCCCACGACUGCCUAGGUCCCCCAGGCUGGGCCACCGGAGGGCCAGUAGUGGGGGUGGGAGCAGUGGAGGGGGCAAGACGCUCUCCAUGGAGAACAUCCAGUCUCUAAACGCUGCCUACGCCACAUCCGGGCCCAUGUAUCUGAGCGACCAUGAGGGAGUGGGCUCCACCGCCACCUACCCCAAGGGCACGAUGACGCUGGGGCGUGCCUCCAACCGGGCCAUGUAUGGGGGGCGUGUCACGGCCAUGGGCAGCAGCCCCAACAUCGCCACGGUGGGGCUGGGCCACCACACUGACCUGCUGUCCUACAGCGACCUCGGCUCCCUGUCCAUGCUGCAGCACCACCACCACCACCAGGGGGUGCCGUCUGCCCUGCUGCGGCAGGCGGUACGGGGUGGUGGGGGGGAGCUGCUGGAGAUGCAGGCCACACUCCGGGACAUGCAGCGGGAGAACGACCUGCUGAGGAGAGAGCUGGACCUGAAGGACAGCAAGCUGGGCUCGUCCACCAACAGCAUCAAGAGCUUCUGGAGCCCCGAGCUGAAGAAGGAGAGGAUGAUACGUAAGGAGGAGGCGACGCGCACCUCCGUCCUCAAGGAGCAGAUGAGGGUGACUCACGAGGAAAACCAGCUGCUGGACGCCAGGAGGACCAAGCACCUGCAGCUGACCAUCCAGGCGCUGCAGGAUGAGCUGAGGACCCAGAGGGAUCUGAACCACCUGCUGCAGGAGAGUGGCGGCCGCUCUGGGGAACACUACACCAACAUCGAGCUGACCGAGGAGAACUUUAGACGACUGCAGGCCGAGCACGACCGCCAGGCCAAAGAGCUCUUCCUCCUGAGGAAGACUUUGGAGGAGAUGGAGCUGCGGAUGGAGACCCAGAAGCAGACGCUGGGGGCCAGGGACGAGUCUAUCAAGAAGCUGCUGGAAAUGCUCCAGAGUAAGGGUCUGCCUGGGGGGCCAGGCAGGGUCAAUGAGGAGGAGGAGCAGGAGAGGGCCAGGCGCAUCGCUGAGGCCGAGGCACAGCUGGGACACCUAGAGGUCAUCUUGGAUCAGAAGGAGAAGGAGAACAUACACCUCCGAGAGGUGUUCUCCCAGGAACUGCACAGGAGAAAUCAGAUGCACCAGGACCCUGGCAAAACCAAAGCCCUCCAGACCAUCAUAGAGAUGAAGGACACCAAGAUAGCGUCUCUGGAGCGCAACAUCAGGGACCUGGAGGAUGAGAUCCAGAUACUGAAGGCUAAUGGCUUGCUGAACACCGAGGACAGAGAGGAGGAGAUCAAACAGAUGGAGGUCUACAAGAACCACUCCAAGUUUAUGAAGACCAAGAUUGACCAACUGAAGCAGGAGCUGUCCAAGAAGGAGUCUGAGCUGCUGGCCCUGCAGACCAAGCUGGAGACCCUGAACAACCAGAACUCAGACUGCAAACAGCAUAUAGAGGUUCUCAAAGAGUCCCUCACUGCCAAGGAGCAGCGCGCUGCCAUACUGCAGACAGAGGUGGACGCCCUGCGCCUGCGCCUGGAGGAGAAGGAGUCCUUCCUAAACAAGAAGACCAAGCAGCUGCAGGACCUGACGGAGGAAAAGUGUACGCUGGCCGGAGAGAUUCGAGACAUGAAGGACAUGCUGGAGGUCAAGGAGAGGAAGAUCAACGUCCUGCAGAAGAAGAUUGAGAAUCUGCAGGAGCAGCUGUGUGAUAAGGACAAGCAGCUGGGGAACCUGAAGGACAGGGUGAAGUCUCUACAGACUGACUCCAGUAACACUGACACUGCCCUGGCCACCCUGGAGGAGGCACUCUCUGAGAAGGAGCGGAUAAUAGAGAGACUGAAGGAGCAGAGAGCGAGGGAGGACAAUGAGAGGAUUGACGAGGUGGAGUCCUAUAAGAAGGAGAACAAGGACCUCAAGGAGAAAGUCAACACCCUCCAUAUGGAUUUAACAGAGAAGGAGUCCAGUCUCAUUGACCUGAAGGAGCAUGCCUCCUCCCUGGCCUCCUCCAGCCUGAAGAAAGAAUCCAAGCUCAAGUCUCUGGAAAUGGCCAUCGAGCAGAAGAAAGAGGAGUGUAGCAAGUUGGAGACACAGUUACAGAAGCAAGCAGAGCAGCUGUUCACUCAGAUGAACAACCCUAAGGCCCAUGAGGUCCAUGAGGUCCAGCAGGUGGGAGUGGGAGUGGGCUCCAGGGGGAACCCAGAGUAUGUGGAGCGGGAGCGGGAGCGGGAGCAGCGAGUCAAGGUCCUAGAGAAGGAGGUUUCCUACUACAAGGAGGAGUCUGGCAAGGCCCAGGCCGAGGUGGAUAGGCUACUAGCCAUCCUCCGAGAGGUGGAGACUGAGAAGAACAACAAGGAUAAGAAGAUCGCUGAGCUGGAAAGCCCCCCUCACCUUGCCCCUGUCCCUCGCCCUGGUUUCGGCCUUGGUUCCGGCCCUGGCUCCGUCCCUCGUCACGGUUCCGGUGGUAGAGCUCCCCCUGACCCGCUCCCCCCUGUGUCCGCUGCCCCCCAGCAGAUUGGGGGCAUGGUGUGGGACUUCCUGGGAAACCUAGCUCCCAGGCAGACCAAGGAGCAGGUUACUAAGAAGGGGGGUCCCAACCUCAAACUGGGCGCCCAGGGGGAAAAGAAGCCUGGUCAGAUAAUGGGGGACCCUCGAAAAGACAACACCAUGGACCUUGGUCACCAUUUGAAGUUGGAGGAGAUGAUGAACACCCUAGAGAGAACUAAACAGGAGCUGGAUGCCACCAAGCAGCGCCUCUCGUCUACCCAGCAGUCCCUGCAGGAGAGGGACGGUCACCUGACCAACAUGAGACAGGAGCGCAGGAAACAGCUGGAGGAGAUCCUGGAGAUGAAACAACAGGCCCUGCUGGCAGCCAUCAGUGAGAAGGAUGCUAACAUCGCUCUGCUAGAGCUGUCUGCCUCUGGGAAGAAGAAGACCCAGGAAGAGGUUCUGGCUCUGAAGAGGGAGAAGGACAGAUUGAUGCACCAGCUAAAACAGCAGGUCAGGACUGGUGACACAACUCAGACACAGAGCAGGAUGAAGCUGAUGGCAGACAACUAUGAAGACGACCACUACCACCCCCAUCCUCCCUUCCAUUCCCUACCCCAGCAACCCCAACCGGGUCUCCAGCCUCAGUCCCCCCAGCCCCAGCCCCAGUACCAGCACCCUCCACAUCCCCAGCAGCAGCACGCCCCGUACCCCCAUGCCCCACACCCCCAGCAACCCCAGCCCCCAUCCCAACAACACCCUCACCCUCAGCAGCCUCAACAGCAGUACCCCCCUCAUCCCCAACAGCACCCGCAGGGGCACCCCCAACAGCCCCAACAACACCAACCACGGCCCCAGCACCCGCUGCAACCCCAGCACCCACACCCACAACAACAACAACACCCCCACCCAGGACAGCAUCCUCACGGGCCUCCGCCACAGCAGCAGCACCCCCACCUCCAACAGCACCCACAGCAGCACCCUCACGGCCCCCUGCAGCAAGCCCCCCACCCCCAGCACCCACACCCCCAACACCCUCAGCAGCACCCCCAUCACCCUCCCCAUGCCCCGCAACAGCAAGGUGGCCACCCCCGCCAACCGCCCCCACACCACCGCGGAGGACCAGGGCCUGCCAGAGGACCCCCCCAUGCCAGCCACCGCCCCUCCCACGACCAGGAUGACGAGGAGGGCAUUUGGGCAUGAUCGUGCCAAUGAUGACAACAAAAGCUCUGAUGUUGUUCUGAGGGAUGAUUCAGUCACUAUUGGAGGAGCACAGCCAUGCCAUGAUGCUGAAACACAUUGACUACCUGACCAAACAUUUUUUACCGCCACACAAUCCACACUUCAAAAUGGGGCCUUUAUUUUUUACUGAGGAUGAGGAAGAUGAUGAAGAGGAGGACGGAUGAAGCAGGUGGGAAGGCCAGACGAGGAGACUGAUAGUUGAGCAGAUGACUGAGGAGCCAUCAUGUGAAGAGCACUGUACAGACAUUAAAGAAACUGGCCAGCUCUUUGAGAGUGACUCUGUGGAGGAUGAGUGGCCCUACACAGACACAGAGGUGCUUUCUGUAAAGUUAAACUCGGUUGGACAGACUGGGUCCCCCUCAGACAAACAGAGACAGACAGACAGAUGAGCUGUCUGGUCUCAGCUCCGUGGUCCUGCUCACACAGCCAAACUCACACAGCCACUCUGGCCCAGUUGUCAAGCUGCUCAGCUCACCUGUUGCCCCCCCCCCCCCCACCCCCCCAUUCUCACCAACCUGUGUCUAAUUGGUUCACUCUCCUAACUCCACCUUGCUUACCUGAGCUGCGCUGUUUACCUGAUUUGCCCUGCCCUGUUCAUCCCCGGCUGGUUCUGAUUGGCUCCCCUGCCUGUCAGUCUCCUCCCUAUUUACUGACAGUCUUCACAGUGCUUAUUUUACUCAUAUGUAGUUUUUUGUAGUUUUCUUUUUCAGAGAUAGCCUGCUCUCUUCCCACAUAUGUUAUGAAGUGCCAUACAGGUACAGCUUUAGAUUACUUUUAAAUUGUUGUGCUACUUACUUUUAUCUUCUAUUUACCUUUUCUUGAGUGUGUUUCAUCUGCAGUACUUGACUAUGGCUAUAAGUGUUUUGUGUUAAGUGCAUCAGAACAAGGAAGAGGAACCAAUAGGCAGCCACUAGUGCUAUUAUCUGACCAAUAGGCAGCCACUAGUGCUAUUAUCUGACCAAUAGGCAGCCACUAGUGCUAUUAUCUGACCAAUAGGCAGCCACUAGUGCUAUUAUCUGACCAAUAGGCAGCCACUAGUGCUAUUAUCUGACCAAUAGGCAGCCACUAGUGCUAUUAUCUGACCAAUAGGCAGCCGCUAGUGCUAUUAUCUGACCAAUAGGCAGCCGCUAUAGCUGUUAUUGGACAAAUGGGCAGCCACUACAGCGCUUAUCUGACCAAUGGGCACCCACUAAAGCUCUUAUCAGACCAAUAGGUACAACUACAGCUCUUAUCUGACCAAUGAGCAGCCACUGGCCUUGCCUGUAGUACUGAAGGUUUGCUUGUGCCGUUAAUGUGCAGUCUGGCAUGGCCUUAUGGGUAUGGCCAUGUACCAGGGGUUUACUGGGCCUUUGGGCUUGGGGCUUCCAACUGUGUAUCUAUCCUGUUACCUCAGUUGAUGUCACAGUUAAAACUCCAAUCUAUGCAGAUAUCAGAACUAGUUAUGCAGCUUUUAUCCAGUCAUGAGUCAAGGGCACCAAUCAAAAGCAUGUAGAUGUCUUAAACCAGUACCAAUCAGAAUGGUAUUUUCAGAACAUACACCAAUCAGAUUACAUGAUUAUAUGCACCUUCUCCUCCCCUGUUUCAGGGAUACUUCUAAUGGUGCUUUUAGAUCACUGGUGCUCACAACAUGAUGUUCAACCAGAGACACAGCCAAGGGACACGGCCAUUGGAUGUUGUGCAACCAUGUCACUAAAUAGGGAUGUUGAUCCCAUAACCUGGCUUGCUUAUGAACUGUAGAAGACUGUAUUGUACGUAAGAUCAGCUGGAGAGAUUUUAUAUGUGUAAUGGCAUCCAUGGACACCCAGGUGUAUGAGAUUUCCUGCCAUACCUUUAUAGCCCUUUCUCCGGCUCAUCGUCUCCCUACUCCCUCCUCUUCUUCAUGACCUCUUUUCUCAUCCUCUCUUCUUCUCUUUCAGCAGUCAUAGUCUGUGCUAACCCAAACCCAAGCCUAGUGACUCGUUUUUGUUCUUCUCAACAAGGUGGCCUUGUGCCUCGUUCAUAUUAUAUACAUAUUAUAGAUAUAUAUAGAAAGAGAUCUAUAGUCUACAUGUCUAUGUGGUCAGAAUAUUGUGCCAGGAAAAAAAAGAAUGAGGAUAAAAAUACAUGUUCUUUUAAUUUUUUAACUGGCCUAAGGAUUUUUAAAACGUAUUUAGUGUGUGGAGUAACGUUUGUGACUUUCCUCUGUUGUGUACAUUACAAGAAAAAAUACAGCACUCAACAUUCCCUGUAUGAAAACAGACUGGCUCUCAAGAAACCUUGAGACAGAUUCCAAAGGAAAGAAGACUAUUUCAUUCUCAUUUAGAAGAGAUCUUACAUUCCUGCUACAGCGUGAGAAAUAUUUUUUGAGACACACACACUCACUAUAGGAUCAGUACUUCUGAAACUUGUACUUGGCAGUGAGGACUAUCACUACCAUUGUUAAAGUGGAGGGUUGGAGUGACUCCGUCAUUGCAGAUGCUUUAUCCAGUCUCAGUGGUGUGUGUUUGUUUGUUGUCAAUGUCAUUGUCCCAGUGUAUCCCGAUGUGGUGACAUACAUGACAGUUGAGUGUGUAGAGAACAACAAAAACCCUUCUAUUGGCAAAACCCUCCCCCUCCAUCACUACCACCACUAACCCUCCUCCAUCACUACCACCACUAACCCUCCUCCAUCACUACCACCACUAACCCCCCUCCAUCACUACCACCACUAACCCUCCUCCAUCACUACUACCACUAACCCCCCCCCCAUCACUACCACCACUAACCCCCCUCCAUCACUACUACCACUAACCCUCCUCCAUCACUACCACCACUAACCCCCCUCCAUCACUACCACCACUAACCCUCCUCCAUCACUACCACCACUAACCCCCCUCCAUCACUACUACCACUAACCCCCCUCCAUCACUACUAACCCUCCUCCAUCACUACCACCACUAACCCUCCUCCAUCACUACCACCACUAACCCCCCUCCAUCACUACCACCACUAACCCUCAACCAUCACUACUACCACUAACCCCCCUCCAUCACUACUAACCCUCCUCCAUCACUACCACCACUAACCCUCCUCCAUCACUACCACCACUAACCCUCCUCCAUCACUACCACCACUAACCCCCCUCCAUCACUACCACCACUAACCCUCAACCAUCACUACUACCACUAACCCUCCUCCAUCACUACCACCACUAACCCUCCUCCAUCACUACCACCACUAACCCCCCUCCAUCACUACCAUCACUAACCCCCCUCCAUCACUACUACCACUAACCCUCCUCCAUCACUACUACCACUAACCCCCCUCCAUCACUACUACCACUAACCCUCCUCCAUCACUACUACCACUAACCCUCCUCCAUCACUACUACCACUAACCCUCCUCCAUCACUACCACCACUAACCCCCCUCCAUCACUACCACCACUAACCCUCCUCCAUCACUACUACCACUAACCCUCCUCCAUCACUACCACCACUAACCCUCCUCCAUCACUACCACCACUAACCCCCCUCCAUCACUACUACCACUAACCCUCCUCCAUCACUACUACCACUAACCCUCCUCCAUCACUACUACCACUAACCCUCCUCCAUCACUACUACCACUAACCCCCCUCCAUCAUUACCACCACUAACCCUCCUCCAUCACUACCACCACUAACCCUCCUCCAUCACUACUACCACUAACCCCCCUCCAUCACUACUAACCCUCCUCCAUCACUACCAUCACUAACCCCCCUCCAUCACUACCACCACUAACCCUCCUCCAUCACUACCACCACUAACCCCCCUCCAUCACUACCACCACUAACCCCCCUCCAUCACUACCACCACUAACCCCCCUCCAUCAUUACCACCACUAACCCUCCUCCAUCACUACCACCACUAACCCUCCUCCAUCACUACCACCACUAACCCCCCUCCAUCACUACCACCACUAACCCCCCUCCAUCACUACCACCACUAACCCCCCUCCAUCAUUACCACCACUAACCCUCCUCCAUCACUACCACCACUAACCCCCCUCCAUCAUUACCACCACUAACCCUCCUCCAUCACUACCACCACUAACCCUCCUCCAUCACUACCACCACUAACCCUCCUCCAUCACUACUACCACUAACCCUCCUCCAUCACUACUACCACUAACCCCCCUCCAUCACUACCACCACUAACCCUCCUCCAUCACUACCACCACUAACCCUCCUCCAUCACUACUACCACUAACCCCCAUCCAUCACUACUACCACUAACCCCCCUCCAUGGUGUGUGUGUGUGUGUGUGUGUGUGUGUGUGUGUGUGUGUGUGUGUGUGUGUGUGUGUGUGUGUGUGUGUGUGUGUGUGUGUGUGUGUGUGUGUGUGUGUGUGUGUGUGUGUGUGUGUGGGUACCAUACAAAAAGUGAUCCACUUACCAACGUCACCUCUGUAUCCAUUUGUCUGUCAGCUUCAACAUAGAAUUCAGCCAGGACAUGAAUCUCACAACUCAUCCUCUCAUUGCCCAAGAAUUACAAGUUCCGAUGAAAUCAAAUUGAAAAAAAGACGGUGUGUGGAUGUUGUGUUUACAAUGUCAGAGAUGGAAAAGCACAUGGACAGUGGAGUUAAAAACCUCUCACUUUACCAUCAGGCUUUGUUGAAGGUGGGAAGGUUAAGACAAUGUAAUAAUUCCAUGUGGAAACAUUCAAAAAUAAAAAAUUAAUGGCACCAGCGAUGUUGCUGGAUUCCAGAUUAGCAUUGAAACAUGACCAGCGGUCAGGAAGUCCAGUAAUAAAGUCUAAAUGAAUAGAAUGACAGUAAAGCAGUUAUGCUAUGUAUUCAAGGAGUAGUUAGCUGAAAUUCAUUACAGUUGUGUUUAUUUUUCACUUUGAUGGCAAACUUUCUGUGUUGCUACCAUUCACUCCCAGUCAUUCCGAAUGCGGAAGCGGGUCCCUUGUUGAGUAUUGGUGCAAAGAGUUAUGGGAUAUUAGAAUCUUCUUGUCUUAACCUGGAUAUUUUGAACGUAGCCAUCAGGGGGAACGGAUUCAGAAUCGCCCAUUUUCAGGUCCUUUACUACUGAAUAGAUAAAGCAUGGGUUCUCCUACCAUGAUAAGUGACUGUACAGCACUUGGUAAAUAGAACAUGGUAGAAAACGUUGAACACUUCAUUUGUGCCCAUGCAUGCAAAUUUUUACGUGAUGUGCCAACUGAGAGUGAUAGUCUGGGGAUAUUUUCCUGUCUUCUAUGCAGAGAUCUUGAUGUGCAGUCAUCAGUGGCCUAUCAGUUAACAUACUCCAGGGUUGUGUUCAUUAGUGUAUGCAAUGUUUUAAAACGCUUUGCAACGCAAAAUGAGAAUUAAUGUUUCUUAUUAGGGUGGCAGGUAGCCUAGUGGUUAGAGCAUUGGACUAGUAACCGAAAGGUUGCAAGAUCAAAUCCCUGAGCUGACAAGGUAAAAAUCUGUUGUUCUGAACAAGGCAGUUAACCCACUGUUCCUAGACCGUCAUUGAAAAUAAGAAUUUGUUCUUAACUCACUUGCCUAGUUAAAUAAAUGUUAAUAAAAUGAAAUUGGACAAGUCCAGGUAGUCCUUCCCUGUUUCACUAGAUUUUUCUUCCGUUUGGCGGCUAAUGAACAUGACCCAGGAGUUAAAGACAACAGACUUCACCAAUAGCGAUCAAGGGAGUAAAAGGGCUUCUGAUUCGAAUAGGAGUAUGAGAAGCCUAAUACAGGCGGACAGAUUCACCUUCUUUGUCUUGUACAAGUUGCAUUUGAUUUAUGGUAUGAUGUUGAAAAUGCAAACCAUUGGAUCAAACAAAACACUGUGAUCAAUGGCAGAAACGUUUUUGUUAUUUUUGGGGUUUUUACUUUUGUAGAUUUAAAGCUGGAAUCCGUAAUGGUGAAACUGCCAGGUCUGUUUGGGAUAUUACAACAACAAAGUAGUUAGUGCAACACUGUUUGUUUUUUUUCUGACAUCAUUGCACGCGUGAUAGAACAGCAGCAUAUCAACCUUUGUUUUUUACCUUGACGCGUGACGCUCCCCACCUCUUCUUUGUUAACAAAACAAAAACAAUAACGGCGGUGGAGCUGUUUUCCCAUAUUGUGGAUUCAAAUCUUUAAGUUAGACUUUUUUUUCAGUUCGGCUUAUUGAAUAUGUCAGUUUGGGACUGUACUACGUGUAUAAGUAAAUGUGUUCUGUACAGUAAGGAUUUAGGAACAAGUUAAAUGUGUAUCCAGCAUGUUGAGUCAUUACUUGUGUGAACCUGGGCUUAUUUCCCAUGGUGCUCCAGUCGUCAUACAUGAAGUGCAUUUGCAUGGUGACGGUGUGAUGUUGUGUUUGAGAGUGGUGUGUCUCCUCACUUGUCCUGUCCCCCUAGUAGGCAGCGUGUGCAGUGUUAUGAAAGAGGAAGCAUGUUUUUGUGGUGUUGCAGGAGUAAAUCUGUGAGAAAGAUUGUGUGUGUGUGUGUAUGUGUGUGAGAGAAAUGAUGAAGUGUGUUUGUGUGAAUGUGUGUGAUAAAGUGUGUGUGUGGGUUUGUACGUGUCUGUGUACUGUAUAUGUUUUUGCUUGUUCGCACGUGUGAGUGCAAGAGUCAAAGAUAGAGGGAGGGUUGCAAAACCUUAUAUUGCAGGUAGAAAGAAAGAGAGAGAGAGAGAGAGAGAGAGAGAGAGAGAGAGAGAGAGAGAGAGAGAGAGAGAGAGAGAGAGAGAGAGAGAGAGAGAGGGUUGCAAAACCUCAUAUUGCAGGGAGAGAGAGAGAGGGUUGCAAAACCUCAUAUUGCAGGUAGAGAGAGAGAGAGAGAGAGAGAGAGAGAGAGAGAGAGGGGUGAAACCCUCUAUGGCAGAGAGAGAGAGAGAGUUGUGUUCAGAAUGGAUACUGUGUGUCAUGUUUGGUGUUUUUAGGAGGCUGUCUCCAGUGCCCCAGACAUUUCUAUUGUAUGUGCUGUAUCAGAAUAUUACUAUUGAGUGUUGGCCAGCUUGUUUAUAUACAUUCAAUAAAGGUGACUUUCUGA